AUGGAUAACAAGGAAAAGCAUCGCAGAGUGCUUCGUACCACUUUCAGCAAAGCAGCAAAAGAGUUAGAAGACCUAUUAAAAGACCAAAAAGGUGAGGUACGACAGAUCAAAAUAUCCUUAGAUCUAUUACGACAGAAAAUGGAUGAUCUAAGGAGAAUAGAUGAAGAAAUUUAUGAUCUCCUGUUAAACGAGGAUGCCAGAGAACAAGACCUGUUGAAGGAAAUAGAAGACAGUGACAGCUACAUCAGAAAGUUUGCGGACCUGAGUAUACAGUUCGAGGAACGGGUUCAACCAAGGAUAGCUGCGUCCGUGGAGGAUGAGGUGGCCUCUGGGACAACUGGUAAGAGCACAGGGAGCCUACAAGGUAAGCGUAAAUUCAAAUUACCUAUGCUAGAAUUCAAGAAGUACGAUGGGAACAUUAAAAGCUGGUUGCCCUUUUGGUCACAAUUUCAAAAAAUACAUCAUGAUUCAGACAUAGACUUAAGCGAUAAAGUCGAGUAUUUAGUUCAAGCUACUGUACCGGGCAGUAGGGCAAGGCAACUAGUUGAUAGUUUUCCCGCGACUGGAGAUAAUUACACUAAGAUUAUAGACUGUCUAAUUUCGCGUUUUGGCCGCGACGAUUUGCAGAUCGAGGUAUAUGUUCGGGAAUUGCUCAAAUUGGUAAUAAAUAAUACUUCGUCUGGCAAUAAAUUAGACAUUUCUUUAUUGUAUGAUAGGUUAGAGACUCAGUUAAGGGCUUUGGAGACACUAGGUAUUAAAUCGGAUAAAUACGCGGCUAUGUUAUUUCCUUUGGUCGAAUCGUGUCUACCCGCGGAUUUAUUAAGGAUAUGGCAAAGAUUUCCGGAAGAUGUUGGGUCACAAACGUCUAUUAAUAGUGCCGGUAUUUCCACCAUAGAAAAUCGACUCAAAAGCUUGAUGCAAUUCUUAAAAAAUGAAGUCGACAAUGAACAGCAUGUUUCUUUAGCGAUCGAAGGCUUUGGCGUAUCACGUACUAAGUCUGGGAAUUCUAAACGUAAUGGUCCGAAAAAGAGGAUGCCUGAGGAGGAAGAACCCCAGUUUCCUUCGGCGAUGGGUUUGAUGAAUUCCCAUAGUACAAAUCAUAUAUGUGUAUUUUGCGAAAAUGCACACGAAAGCAGUCAAUGCUUUAAGGCUCAGAAAUUGACUUAUGACCAAAGAGUGAAUAUUUUGACAGAGAAAGGUGCUUGCUUCCGCUGUUUGAAAAUUGGACACCAAUCUCGAAGAUGCCGUGGUCAAUUAAGUUGCUUACUUUGUCAUAAACCACAUGUGCCCCUAAUGUGCAGAGAAUUUUCGAUGGGCAAGGCAAAAAAGGAAGAGGAAAAUAAGAUAGAGAAUGAUGGUCAAGCUGUGCCGAAAAUAAAUCAGUCAUUGGCCAAUAGUGCUAUUACUAAUAUUUUUUUGCAAACUUUGCGCGUCAAAAUGAACCACUUAGGCAAGACGCGAGUUGUACGCGCCUUAAUAGAUACCGGAUCUCAAAAGACGUAUAUUCUGAGGUCCACUGCUAGAUUAUUAGAUUAUCCAUGUAAACGACAGAUUAACCUUGUACAUGGAUUAUUCGGAGGUAGCGAACUAGCACAAAAACAUGAUUGUUAUGACGUUAACUUGAGUUAUAAUAACUACAGUUGCACAAUUGAAGCACUAGAUCAGCCCGUAAUUUGUAGCGAUAUUUCUUCCGUAUUUAAUUGUCCCUGA
Molecule: messenger RNA, 1710 nt
Organism: Diabrotica virgifera virgifera (western corn rootworm)
Lineage: Eukaryota; Metazoa; Arthropoda; Insecta; Coleoptera; Chrysomelidae
Exons: 1
Coding region: 1-1710 (569 amino acids)
Biological process (GO): proteolysis
Molecular function (GO): nucleic acid binding; aspartic-type endopeptidase activity; zinc ion binding
Source: RefSeq, a predicted model, not a curated record